GCGCUGUGCGGGGCUUGGGACUGCGGAGGGAGCUUGCAGAUCCGCCAGGGUCACUGCUUCCUCCUGUCGAGGGUCUGGGUAGAAAAGGAGCCUAGGCUCCGGAGAGAAGUGGAGCCUAGAUGCCCUGGGUUCUUCCGGUCUGGGCGGGUGUGGGGGAUCUCGAGUUCUUGGGUCUUCCCAGAUAGAGGGGAUGAAGGAAUCCAGACAGGAGUCUAGAGGGUUCCUGGAUCCUCAAAGCAGGAGAAGACCAUGACACCCGAAGAGUGGACCUAUCUAGUGGUUCUUCUUAUCUCCAUCCCCAUCGGCUUCCUCUUUAAGAAAGCUGGACCUGGGCUGAAGAGAUGGGGGGCGGCAGCUGUGGGCCUGGGGCUCACCUUAUUCACCUGUGGCCCCCACACUUUGCAUUCUCUGAUCACCAUCUUGGGAACCUGGGCCCUCAUUCAGGCCCAGCCCUGCUCCUGUCACGCCUUGGCUCUCGCCUGGACCUUUUCCUACCUCCUCUUCUUCCGAGCCCUCAGCCUGCUGGGCCUGCCCACUCCCACGCCCUUCACGAACGCUGUCCAGCUGCUCCUGACACUGAAGCUGGUGAGUCUGGCCAGUGAAGUCCAGGACCUGCAUCUGGCCCAGAGGAAGGAAAUGGCCUCAGGCUUCAGCAAGGAGCCCACCAUGGGCCUCCUGCCUGACGUUCCCUCCUUGAUGGAAACGCUCAACUACAGCUACUGCUACGUGGGAAUCAUGACAGGCCCUUUCUUCCGCUACCGCACCUACCUGGACUGGCUGGAGCAGCCCUUCCCGGGGGCUGUGCCCAGCCUGCGGCCCCUGCUGCGCCGUGCCUGGCCAGCUCCGCUGUUUGGCCUGCUCUUCCUGCUGUCCUCCCACCUCUUCCCGCUGGAAGCCGUGCGCGAGGACGCCUUCUACGCCCGCCCGCUGCCCACCCGCCUCUUCUACAUGAUCCCGGUCUUCUUCGCCUUCCGCAUGCGCUUCUACGUGGCCUGGAUUGCGGCCGAGUGCGGCUGCAUUGCCGCGGGCUUCGGGGCCUACCCUGUGGCCGCCAAAGCCCGAGCCGGGGGCGGCCCCACUCUCCAAUGCCCACCCCCCAGCAGUCCGGAGAAUGCGGCUUCCCUGGAGUACGACUAUGAGACCAUCCGUAACAUCGACUGCUAUGGUACAGACUUCUGCGUGCGGGUGCGGGAUGGCAUGCGGUACUGGAACAUGACGGUACAGUGGUGGCUGGCACAGUACAUCUACAAGAGCGCACCUGCCCGCUCCUAUGUUCUGAGGAGCGCCUGGACCAUGCUGCUGAGCGCCUACUGGCACGGCCUUCACCCUGGCUACUACCUAAGCUUCAUGACCAUCCCUCUGUGCCUGGCCGCUGAGGGCUGUUUGGAGUCAGCCUUGCGGGGACGGCUGAGCCCCAAGGGCCAGCAGGCCUGGGACUGGGUGCACUGGUUCCUGAAGAUGCGCGCCUACGACUACAUGUGCAUGGGCUUCGUGCUCCUCUCCAUGGGCGACACACUCCGGUACUGGUCCUCCAUCUACUUCUGCAUCCAUUUCCUGGCUCUGGCCUGCCUUGGGCUGGGGCUAGCUUUGGGUGGAGGCAGCCCCAGCAGGAGGAAGGUGGCAUCCCAGGCCACCACCAGCCAGGCCCAGGAAAAGCUCCGGGAGGAAUGAGCUACAGUGCGCUCUCCUGCCAACCAGCCCAAGCUUUUGCCUGGGAAUUCUGUGAACCGGGCUGCCAUCUCCUUCCCCAGCAAAGUCCCCUAGUUGGCUAGGAGCCUGGAGAGGAUUCCCUCUUCCCAGCUAACUCUCCUGCCUCUGACUUAAACAAAGCUGGGGUACCCUUCCCUCAGGCCCUCCCUGCUCCCUGAACCUCCCUCCACUGACAUCAGGGUAUUACUGUGCACUCCUGUCCUUGCUGUCUGCCCUUCUUCAGGUAGUCAGAGAGCUGUACUUCCCACAUAUGCCUUGGCAGAUGGUCGUGUGGCAUCUUGGACAAACUUGUGGGUCUUGGAGCAGGAGCUUCAGGGCCAGGUUCUGGGAGAGGAGAGGAACCUCUUCCUCUUGUUUUUAUCCCAUUAAAUCAGUAUUUCAGAGAAUAUUACCCUAACACUUCCUAAAGGGGAAACUGAGGUGCAAGUGGGCAGCCCCCGGGGGUUGGGGGAAACGUGCUCUACAGCCUCCAUCUGAGCCACUUCUAGGCCCCUACACACUUGCCACCCUGUGAUAUCCUUGGCCUAUUAAGGGCAGAAUGUAUACAUUUUUCCCAAUAAAGUGUUACACAUCUGU
Molecule: messenger RNA, 2286 nt
Organism: Nannospalax galili (Upper Galilee mountains blind mole rat)
Lineage: Eukaryota; Metazoa; Chordata; Mammalia; Rodentia; Spalacidae
Gene: Mboat7
Product: membrane bound O-acyltransferase domain containing 7
Exons: 8
Coding region: 250-1671 (473 amino acids)
Biological process (GO): phosphatidylinositol biosynthetic process; lipid modification
Cellular component (GO): mitochondria-associated endoplasmic reticulum membrane contact site; membrane
Molecular function (GO): lysophospholipid acyltransferase activity
Source: RefSeq, a predicted model, not a curated record